This is a messenger RNA of Ictalurus furcatus (blue catfish), 3818 nucleotides long. RefSeq names its product phospholipase C, delta 4b (gene plcd4b). The coding region runs from base 233 to 2473 and encodes 746 amino acids. Gene Ontology annotation, biological process: lipid metabolic process; intracellular signal transduction. The transcript has 16 exons. Gene Ontology annotation, molecular function: calcium ion binding; phosphatidylinositol-4,5-bisphosphate phospholipase C activity. The record is from RefSeq and is a predicted model, not a curated record. Lineage: Eukaryota; Metazoa; Chordata; Actinopteri; Siluriformes; Ictaluridae.
AGGAGGAGGGUUGAAGGGAUGAAGAGAGACUGCAAAGAGAGGAAAGCGUCACUGAGCACACUUAGCACUCUCAGCUUUCCGUGUAUGGGUGUGUGCGUGGUCUCAGACAGACUCUCCUUGUUUUGUUUUGUUGUUGUUUUUUGUCUCUAACACAAAUUUGGCUUUCUUUUCCUUUCCAACACAUAACUGCAUCAAGAGGGUGCUUUCCCAUUGGGUACUUCAUAUUUAGGAAAUGGAAUGUCCACAGAAAGUCUGUGUUCAGAGUAAUGCCAAUCUUGACAUCAUGAAGGCUGGAAGUGUCCUGAGGAAAGCAACAUCUCGCAUGUGGAAAGGACAUCGCCACUACAAACUGCAAGAUGACUGCAAGACUGUCAUGUACAAAUCCAGCUGGGAUAUAAUCUCUUAUUCAACCUUCUCUGUAGGUGAUGUGGAGGCAGUGCGAGAGGGCCAUCAGUCUGAAGUGUUCCUCAGUAUGCCAGAUGAAUUCCCUCCAGAAUGCUGCUUCACACUGGUGUUUCGUGGCCGCCGUGGGAACCUGGACCUUGUGGCCUCAUCAGCUGAGGAGGCUCAGGCUUGGAUUCAGGGCAUGCGGAUGCUCAUAGAGAACCUGCAGAACAUGGAUGACUGUGAAAAACUUGACCAAUGGGUCUCUGAUUUGUUUAUGACAGCAGACAAAAACAAAGAUGGAAGGAUAAGCUUUAAGGAGGUUCAAAAGCUGCUGAAGUUUAUGAACAUAGCCAUGAAUGAGCUCCAUGCAAACGCUCUUUUCACGAUGGCUGAUAUGAGCCAGACAGGCAUGCUGGAUGCAGAGGAAUUUGUCCACUUCUAUAAGAUGCUUACACAGAGGAAGGAAAUUCUGGAGUUAUUCCAGGAAUACUCCAGUAAUGGACAGGCACUUUCCCAUUGUGACCUGGAGGAGUUCCUGAGAGAGGAGCAGCUGGAGGGCAAGAGGAGUCAUGAACAUGCGCUUGAGCUGAUCCGCCAAUAUGAACCCUCAGAUACUGCUAAAACCCACCACGUCAUGUCAGUUGAUGGAUUUCUGAUGUACCUGACGUCUGCUGAAGGCACCAUCUUCAACUCAGAACACCAGCAUCUCUAUCAGGAUAUGACACAGCCUCUCAAUGAUUACUUCAUCUCCUCCUCACACAACACAUACCUCUUAGAUGACCAGCUGAAAGGGAGGAGCAGUGUGGAAGCGUACAUUAAGGCUUUGAAACGAGGCUGUCGCUGUGUGGAGGUGGACUGCUGGGAUGGCCCAAAUGGAGAACCCAUUGUUUACCAUGGACACACUUUCACAUCCAAGAUUCUGUUUAAAGAUGUUAUCUCCACAGUGGCGAAAUAUGCCUUUGAGGCAUCGGAAUACCCACUAAUUUUGACAAUUGAAAAUCACUGCAGCAUUGAACAGCAGACAGUCAUGGCUGAGCUCUUAAAGAAUAUCUUUGGUGACAUGCUACUGAAGACUACAAUAGAUGGAAAGGUGCCCGGUGUGCUGCCAUCACCAGAGGAACUUAAGGGGAAAAUCCUGUUGAAAGGAAAGAAGAUUGGAGAACUGGAGGAGUGCUCAGAUGUCGACAAUCUAGAAAGCAGUGAUGUGAGUGAUGAAGAUAAGGCUGUGGACAAGGACAAUCAGGCCACAGAGAGCAGGAAAUCAAAGGAAAAUCUAUCCAAGGAGCUUUCAGACCUUGUUAUAUACUGCAAGAAUGUUCAUUUCAACAGCUUUGAACACUCGCGUGCCUACAGCAAGCCUUAUGAGAUGUCUUCCUUCUCUGAGUCCAAGGCCCGCAAACUUAUCAAAGAAGCUGGAGCUGACUUUAUUCAGCAUAACAGAAGACAUCUAAGCAGAGUGUAUCCUAGUGGCCUGAGGACAGACUCUUCAAAUUAUUGCCCCCAUGACAUGUGGAAUGUGGGAUGCCAAAUUGUGGCCUUGAAUGUCCAGACAGCAGGACUGGAGAUGGAUCUUAAUGACGGCCUCUUCAGUCAGAAUAACCGCUGUGGAUACGUUUUGAAACCUGAGAUCUUGCGCGACAGUGAACAAUGUUUCGACCCAGAGAGGCCCAAUGACCGGAAGGAUUACUUUCCUCUCAGCCUCACUAUCCAGAUAAUAAGUGGCCAACAGCUCCCUAAAGUAAGCAAAAAAGAGUGGUCCAUCGUAGACCCUUUGGUAAGGGUGGAGAUCUAUGGUGUACCUCUCGACCAGACCCACCAGGAGACCAAAUACAUCGAGAACAACGGAUUCAACCCACACUGGAAUGAAACAUUACAGUUUGUGGUCCAUACGCCCGAACUGGCAAUAGUUCGCUAUGUUGUGGAAGACUAUGACAAGACAUCCAAGAAUGAUUUUAUAGGGCAAUACACACUCCCGUUCUCCUGCAUUCAACCAGGGUAUCGUCAUAUCCAGCUUUUAUCAAAAGAUGGCACAAGCAUUUGCCCAUCAUCUUUGUUUGUGCAUAUUAAAAUUAAAACAGCAUCUUAGACUGUCUUCCAGGAACAUAAAGUAUGACAAGAAGCAUCCUGGUGUUGCACUGGGAACUACCUCCACCUAUCGGAAGGCUGUAUUUACUAAAGAAAUGUGUGCUGUUGCAUGUACACACAUCAUAUUUUAUAAAAUAUACCACAUGACAAUUUUUGCCAUUUGUAGCUGCCCUACACAUAAAGGAAAAUGUGCAAACACCAAAGAAACUGUUGUAUUUAGCAGUCAGGUUUUAUUGAACUUAAGAUUAGUAAAGACUAAAAGAAGGUAAAGACUAAAAUAUGCAUUGUAUUUAUAUACACCAGUGCCUCUGUUAUACUGUGGGAAGCAAUUGCUGGCAUGUUCUUUUUUGUCCACUUGUGCUCUUCGAGGGAAUAGUCACUGCAAGUCAAUUUUGACUGAUCACCUAGGUGGAACAUUUCUAUCCUGUUGGGAGUGGUCUUUUCCAGGAUGACUCCGCCCUUAUCCACAGGACACAAGGGCUUACUGAAUGCUGUAAAGAGUUCGAAAAUGAUGUAAAUUAUAUGCUAUGGCCUUCGCUGUCAACCCAAUUAAACAACUAUGGGUUUUUGGACUGACAUGUUAGACAGCGCUCUCAACCACCAUCAUUAUUGAAACAUCAACUGAGGAAAAAUCAACUGAGGGAAGAACGUUUUUCAUUUUCCCUCCAGUACAGUUCCAGAGACUUGAAGAAUCAAUGCACUGACGCUGUUCUAAAGGCUUAUAAUGGCCCAACACCUUACUGAUAGACAUUAUGUUGACACCUGUCCGUCUAUCUAUCGUGCCUUCAUGUUCAAUUAAUAAAAGGUAUUCUCUCAAGUAUUAAAAGUAUAACUCUGCUUAUCGUUUUAGUCUCAAGUACUGCAGCAUCUGAGAGAUAAAAUGGUCAUAAUGACCAAGACCUAAACAUACCAUCUUGUAUAGCAUGAAAAGGAAGACAUCAAAGGAAAUCAAAUGCACCGGAUAGAUUCAUGGUCUUUGUGGUCAUGUUUUGGAGGGGUGGAGAGGAGAAAAAAAGAAGCCAGAGAGAGAAACAGAUGUCAGAGAGGUGAGUGGUGGCACAGACUCUUACUUUUGUAAUGGGAUAAAGGCAGAGGAGCAACGUGCUCUACAGAUCUGAUUACAUUCCUGUGGGCAUAAAUUGAGAGCAACUAAGUAGGCCACAAAAAGGGAUGGGUUACUAUUAGCCCUUCUCAAGUUAUUCAUUCUAUGUUUGUUACUGUUACAUGUCUUACCCUUUCUUAACCAUUUCCCCUCAGACAUCUUUUUUUUAACAUCCAAAUUGUUCUUGCUGGACCCAUUUUUAAGAUUAUUCAAGAAUUCUGCCAACCUUUGUAAAAGUGCAUUC